AUGGUGCAGAAAUCGCGCAACGGAGGCGUGUACCCGAGCGCGUCGGGCGAGAAGAAGCUCAAGGUGGGCUUCGUGGGUCUCGAUCCCGGCGCGCCGGACUCCACCCGCGACGGCGCGCUGCUCAUCGCCGGCCCCGAGGGCGGCAGCAAGCGCGGCUCCAUCCUCAGCAAGCCCCGCUCGGCCGUCUCCGGCAAGCCGCCCAAGAGGAACGCCUUCUACCGCAAGCUCCAGAAUUUCCUCUACAACGUGCUCGAGAGGCCCCGAGGCUGGGCGUUCAUUUACCACGCUUACGUGUGAGUAAAGGGAGCCGGCGGACGGGCGGGAGGUGGUGGUAGUGGUCUCAACUGGGGUGGGGGGUGGGGGCGGCCUCCUUAAGACCCACCACCGCUCCAGCCGCGUAGGACCACCUCUCCAUUCCAUCUCCGCUGCCUCCACAUCUCUUCUGACAAGCCGAAAGGCGCCCGCACCCCUUUAA
This is a messenger RNA of Podarcis lilfordi (Lilford's wall lizard), 475 nucleotides long. The record is from the annotation of a GenBank genome assembly. NCBI's taxonomy places the organism in Eukaryota, Metazoa, Chordata, Lepidosauria, Squamata, Lacertidae.